UUUAUUCCCAGGAGUGUUAUGACAAAAAUUUGAAAAAUCAAACUAUCUAACAUGACGACCAUUGUUCUUGCAGGACGUGCCGACUCAGAAGAGUUAGCCAUCGCAUACAGCGUUCUUUGGGCUGCGAAGCAGAAGUUUGGCCGGCUCUUUGAGGAUAGGGUCAUCAGAAAAUUGCCCGAUGAUUACACGGUAAGCCGAUUAGAUUUUUGUCUAUACUUUUUUUUUUAAUAAAAAAUACUGUCUUGUCUUAGCCAUGGCUCGAGAACACGUGCAAGGAAAACAACUGGAAGGAGCACAAGGAAGACGUGAUCUCUUGGGUCGAGCUCGGCUUCAAAGGAGGACCAAAAGAUCUCAUAGGAGGACUGGACACAUUCCUUGAAUACAUGUAUGAAACCUACAAGGUCCUGAGGCCGAUUAAAAGAGCGCGGGCUGAAAACGUAGCCAAAAAGACAAUCGACGUAAUUUCCACUUUUCACCUAUGUUCUUUGCAUAACUAAUGAACUUGGCAAAUGAAAUUUGACGAGUAUAUUGAGAAACUGGACAGCUCGAGGCCGAAAAGAUAUUUUGUCAUUACUAUAAUCGGUGCAAGUCAUAAAGCGACUCCAACUUUAAUAUACGAACUUCUCCGGGCCAGAUUUUGCAUCGAUCAACAUGGGACAAUAAUCCAUCUUUACGACGAGGACGAAAGAAAACUUGAAAAACUAAAAGACAAAGUAGAGGAUUUAAAUUAUAUGGAGGGCCUUCUUAAUGCAAGGUCUACCAUUAAGAUGUUCAACGACUUGAAAAAAGCAUUAGAAGGCGUUAGGCUUCUCAUUUUCCUAGGGGAUGAAUCAAAGGGGAAAUAUCAAAAAUUGAGCCGGCAGUUAAGAUACUGUUAUUACCAAUACAAAACUUUGGCCAAAACGAUGGAGCCUUUCCUGAAUGAAGAUGUCCAUGUUGUAUUUACAUGCAUGGACUAUCGUUGUUUCAUCGCCAGUGUGUUCGCUCGUUUUUGUAAUUCAAUAAAUGUGUACAAAGUGGUAGCAAUAACUAGCCACUUAGCUCUAGAGCCAACUUCAUACAUGGCAAAGGCGACUGGUCUUCCUCGUUCACACUUCAAGUACCAAACGAGCAUCGUCUGGGGCUGCGUGGGGCUAAGCCACUGUGUAGAUCUCGCCAAUGGUGAUGUCCUUUACAAUCUGAUGAGGUUCAAGAACAACUUGCCACCUGAAGAUUUCGAAACGAUGGAUGACAUUACAAAAGAGUUCAAGCACGAAUACUGGGGAGAAGACAACUGGAUUCUCAGGAGGCAAGACUAUUUAGUAAAAGGGUUGAAAAACACGUGGUACUAUGUAGGGAGGCAGAAGGAGUAUCUUUUUAUGUACAUGAACACAAAGACAUACAUAUCUCAGAUAAAAGCAACAAUAGACACACUUGAAAGCUGGUAUGAUCCCUGCCCAAAAGACAACCGAUUAUCAGCAGGAAUCAACAGCGAUGGCAAUUAUGGUUUUCCACUUGGUCUAUUUAUGUCUCAACCUGUCUAUGUUGAUAAAAAAACGAGAGAAUGGAGAGUGAAGCCUAAUAUUUUGAAAUCCAAAGAUUUGUUGAAUCUUACCGACCUGGUGCUUUUCCCUUUGAGUCUAAUAAGAAGGCUAGUACAUGGACAUGUCUUUCAAGAGAUUAUUAUUGACCAGGAUUUCUUAAGUUUGGUACAAAUAGGUGACAUUGUAAUUAAGCAAAAAAAAGAACAAGAAAGAUUAGAAAGGGAAAGGUUGGAAAGAGAGCGAUUACUUGAAGAAGAAGGUCUAUUCGAAGAAGAAGAGGGAGAAGAACUAGAAGAAGAAGAAGAAGAAGAAGAAGAAGAAAUGGUCAAUGAAGAAUUUUUGAAUGUCGAAGCUGAGGAGCCCUCACCGCAUGAAACAUCUGAAAGGCAAACAGACUUUGAAGAUGAAUCAGAAGAGGGCAGUCAUGAAGAACUAGAAUUAGAACAUAGUAGAAGUGGUUCACUUGCUCCAGAUAAUGAUCAUGAAGAGGCUGUGGAAGAAGAGUCGCAUGGACCAAACAUUGCUCCAUUUUUAGACGCAACUUACAUUAAUGAUAAAGGAUUGCAGUAUUAUAUAGGGCUGACAGAAAAAUGUGAACCAAUGUUAGACUCAGAAUUAAAUGAAGAGCAAAGGGCGCUACUAAAUUUAAUAAACGAAUUCAGAGGAAAACCAGUAAAAGAGGCAUUCAUUUUGAGGAAAAAAGAAGUUUAUCCACCCAAUGGAGUAAGACCAUUUAAUAGGAGAUCAACAGCAGAUCGUGCUAAAGAUCCUGCCUUCUUGGUUGCUCGUCCAGUUAAAUUUAUAGAAGUGCCGGUUUUGUCGAUUCAGUGGAAGGAAAUUAAAAAAGUUAUCGAAAGGUUGCAGCAGCUUAGAAAAAAGUCUCGAAAACAGAUACUGGAAUAUUAUGCAAACAAAGUCAUGUACAUUUUUAAUAUGAAGGAUAAUAAAAGACAAAUCAAUAAACAGAACGAAUCUUUCAACAUUGAUCCCAUUCUUUCAGAUGAUGAACAAUACCCCGAAUAUGAUAUAACCCAGAGGGUCAAGUCGACGGCCUAUAUGGAUACCUCUUUCCUGUUCAAGUCGGACUUCAACAUAGACUUCCAAGUCCAAGACACGAGGCCGCUACCCAAAGAGUUUACCGAGCCGCAGGACGCCUAUGAAAAGAGGGCUUUCAUAUCCACCUUGCAAGCCGUGGAGGAUUAUGCAGAGAAAGUGUACCAUAAAAAUGCAAAAUCCCUUCAUGUUUGAAAAUAAAUCUUAUUGGACUGAUA
This is a messenger RNA of Cimex lectularius (bed bug), 2794 nucleotides long. Its product is annotated as putative malate dehydrogenase 1B. The coding region runs from base 510 to 2771 and encodes 753 amino acids. Gene Ontology annotation, biological process: oxaloacetate metabolic process; malate metabolic process; tricarboxylic acid cycle. The record is from RefSeq and is a predicted model, not a curated record. The transcript is spliced from 18 exons. NCBI's taxonomy places the organism in Eukaryota, Metazoa, Arthropoda, Insecta, Hemiptera, Cimicidae. Gene Ontology annotation, molecular function: L-malate dehydrogenase (NAD+) activity.